Messenger RNA from Apis cerana (Asiatic honeybee), 3541 nucleotides. RefSeq names its product serine protease 42. NCBI's taxonomy places the organism in Eukaryota, Metazoa, Arthropoda, Insecta, Hymenoptera, Apidae. Gene Ontology annotation, molecular function: serine-type endopeptidase activity. Gene Ontology annotation, biological process: proteolysis. The record is from RefSeq and is a predicted model, not a curated record.
UUUUUUUUUCUUUUCUCCAGAAUUAAUGGUCCAAAGUUAAUUGCCCGGAAUUACUUCCUAACCGCCUCACGGAACGAGCAAACCGCUGUAAAAUCACCGUCGAAACGAAGAAAGGAAGAAAGGUUCGGGAUUGCACGAUUGACGAUUGCGAAGGACGAUUUGGAAAUCGAGUUCAGGUUAGAAAAGAAGAAGAAGAAGAAGAAGUUGCGUUCUCUUUGAAGUCGAAUUAUAAAUAUUACACGGUGCGUCUGAUAGUUUCGAAUUUCAAGCGAGAAAAUCGAAGAAAAUUCUCCCGUCUAACGAGAGGAGAAGAUUGGGAAGAUCGUUUAAUCGCGCGUCUCGUUUAUUUAUGCCGUUGUCAAUUUAACUGAGAAACUUUCCCACCCGCGCGACUCGAAACUUUCUUCUCACGUGUAUCUCCUCCUCUUCGAGAGGAGCAGAUCCCUUAAGAGGCGGCAAAACGUGCAUUAUUCCAACAUUUCCAAUUCCUCCAACUUUUCUUCCACCCUCUCUCACCUCCCUUUAAAAAAAAAACCAACAAUUCUCUAGCUGAAAAGUCUAGUCGAAGCUUCGGUCUCGAGAGUUUAGAACGCAAGAGUCGCACGCGAGGGAGAAGAGGAAAGGACGAAAUCGUGUCCCUUGGAUCGAUCGAUCGAUCGAAUUUUCCCGUUCGAGCGAGCAGAGAGAAGAGUCGAGCAGCCGGUGUGCGAUCUGGUGGGGAGACACGCGAGAGAGUUUUACGUACCGAAAUGAAACUACUCGGCGGAGAAAGUGAGAGCCGACGUAGCGGACGGGCUGGGUAACGACGAGCAGGCGACCGGGGCCCCUCGAGACGAGAGGAUAGACAUGGUGCAGGCCCUCCAUCGUGUGGAUCUUCCUUCCUCCUCGGAGAGAUCCUCGGUUAGAUCGUGAUCAAUCGUGGAAAAAAGUGGAGAGAAACAAAAGUGGGAGGAAAACGAGCGUUGAAAAAGUGAAUCGAAUUCGUCCAAUUUUUACUCAGAUUUUUUAAUCGUGUUUGUUUUUGUUUCCCCCCCUUCCCCGAACGAACUCGAAAAGUUCGACUUUUGUCGUUGGAAAAAGUAAAGGAGGAAAAGAAAAAAGAAGAAAGAAAGAAAGAAACAAGAAGUAAGAAAGUGUGAAGAUGUAGAUAACGGUGUGAAGAAGCAUGAAGCCGAUAUUCUUGGGUGACCAAUGUGGUGGAAUGUCGGAAGGGUACAGGUCUUAGGUCGAUUCUGUAUAGGCAAUAAUCGCGAUAAAUAGAUGAAGGGUGUCGCGAUAUAUCAGUGAGAAGGAUUGUGUUAUGGUGGUGAGGACCGUUCAGGAUAGACGUGGAAGAAAAAGAGGAGGAAGAAGAAGAAGAAGAAGAAGAGAGGGUGGAGAAGGUGGAGCGGGUUUCUUUUGAGGAACCGCUUCUUGGAAGAGAGAGAGAGGGAGAGAAAAGGGAGAAGAAGGAAGAAAGGAGGAAGAGCGAAGAAGACGGAGGAUUGGAGGAACGAGAUCGGGCUUGAUUUGACAGAUUGCCAAAUGAUGGAUGCGGUCAGAUCGUGCCAAUGGAUACUAAUAGGAGUACUCCUCGUCAUCUCGUCGAAUCGUGCCAGUAUUCGUGCCGGAUCGAUAUCGGGAUCGAGCCUGGGCAAAUCGAAGACGAUCUUCGAUCCCGGCUACAUGGAGGGACGUAGCAACGACGGGAAUCGAACCGAGUUAACCCUUAGUUCGCCUCGUAGACGCCGAUACGUCCGGUUUCCAACCGGCCCAGCCGGUUAUCUGUUCGAGGGUGGCGGUCCCCCGAUAGGGAGGAACAUAGGUUUGCACCCCGGAGUACGUUUCCCGUCGUGGAGGCAGCACAAAUCGGUCUGGAGGAGUCCCAUCUCGGAGUACAACAGGCCUGUGAUGGGCCAUCGCACGCCACGCUUGAUAUUCCGCGACAAUGACUUUCCACCCCCGGUGGGCGGCAGUGCACCCUCCUCGUUCUUUCAACAGUCCAACCACUUGCCGGAUUUCGAGGAUGACGCGAGAGAUCAUCGAAAGCAAACGCUCGACGAUUAUCCUAGGUUAGAGUCAGAGCCGCGUCAACAAAAAAGACCGCUGUGGAAGGGUGACGAUACGUUGUGCGGUGACGGACGAAGCUGCGAAUUUUUUCUAAUGUGCUGGAUGUCCGCUGGCCUUUUGGACGGCAGUUGCGGCGGCAUCAUGUUCGCUUGUUGUCAGAGGAGAGAGCCGAAAGGCAGCUCCUCCGACUAUAACCUGAUUGAGGCACCUAGAGAUCAGUCUCAGCCGCUUUCGUUGGAUACUUACACGGAGACAGUCAACGACGAUCGCUGCGGAAUACCUGCCUCGAAGCAGACCGCGCAGAGAAGGAUCGUGGGAGGUGACGACGCCGGGUUCGGCAGUUUUCCAUGGCAGGCGUACAUACGAAUCGGAUCGAGCCGAUGCGGAGGCACCCUCGUUAAUCGAUUCCACGUCGUGACCGCUGGCCACUGCGUAGCCAAGGCGUCUGCGCGUCAAGUCCAGGUGACCCUCGGCGAUUACGUCGUCAACUCGGCGAGCGAGACGCUGCCCGCUUACACGUUCGGGGUCAGGGAGAUACGCGUUCAUCCUUACUUCAAGUUCACGCCUCAGGCUGACAGAUUCGACGUGGCCGUUCUCAGAUUGGAUCGACCGGUACAUUACAUGCCUCACAUAGCGCCGAUUUGUUUGCCCGAGAAGAACGAGGAUUUUUUGGGCCAGUAUGGUUGGGCCGCUGGAUGGGGCGCUUUGCAGGCUGGAUCGAGGCUACGGCCCAAGACCCUUCAAGCUGUGGACGUGCCCGUGAUAGAUAAUCGUAUAUGCGAGAGGUGGCACCGAUCCAAUGGGAUCAACGUGGUGAUUUACGACGAGAUGAUGUGCGCCGGUUACCGCGGAGGUGGGAAGGACUCGUGCCAAGGCGACAGCGGUGGGCCACUGAUGCUGGAGAAGACGGGGCGAUGGUACUUGAUCGGCAUCGUCUCGGCGGGUUACUCGUGCGCGCAGCCGGGCCAGCCAGGAAUCUACCAUCGCGUUGCGAAAACGGUCGACUGGAUAACGUACGUCAUCAACUCGUAGCGGAAGGAAAAAACGGGAUGAUCGAAAGGGAUAGAGAAUCGUUCUCUCUGUAAAAGCUUUGCAUGAAACAAAGUUUACAACGUUACCACCGAGGAUCAUACAGGAAUGUGUAACCGAGAAACUUGGAUUCGACUCCCGCGCUCGAGAAACAACUGUGACGUCUUGCGAACAGAUUGCGAUUGUUAAAAGUCAGGGACAGAAGUUGGUCCAAGUUUUCGAAGUUUGGAAAGACUCGUUUGUUCUGUCGUGCGAUCCGUUUCCAACGUAUAACUCUUUUUCGAAACGAACGAAACGAAAGGCGAUGCCGUGUACGACACUCUUACAUCGAUUUAAUCGAGUCCUUUGCGGUAAGAAUAUCUCUUAUCUUUCGGCAAACGUAACGGCGAUGUGAAAUUAUAUCAUGUUUGUAAAUUGAGCGCGCGUGAAUUCGCGCUUAAUAAAACGUUUCGUUUUUAUUUUA